GCCGCGGCCACGGCCAUGGCGCAGGAGAACGCCGCCUUCUCUCCGGGGCCUGAGGAGCAGCCGCGGCGCCGCGGCCGCCAGCGCUACGUGGAGAAGGACGGCCGCUGCAACGUGCAGCAGGGCAACGUGCGCGAGACGUACCGCUACCUGACCGACCUGUUCACCACGCUCGUGGACCUGCAGUGGCGCCUGAGCCUGCUCUUCUUCGUGCUGGCCUACGCGCUCACCUGGCUCUUCUUCGGCGCCAUCUGGUGGCUGAUCGCCUACGGCCGCGGCGACCUGGAGCACCUGGAGGACACGGCGUGGACGCCGUGCGUCAACAACCUCAACGGCUUCGUGGCCGCCUUCCUCUUCUCCAUCGAGACGGAGACCACCAUCGGCUACGGGCACCGCGUCAUCACCGACCAGUGCCCCGAGGGCAUCGUGCUGCUGCUGCUGCAGGCCAUCCUGGGCUCCAUGGUGAACGCCUUCAUGGUGGGCUGCAUGUUCGUCAAGAUCUCGCAGCCCAACAAGCGCGCCGCCACGCUCGUCUUCUCCUCGCACGCCGUGGUGUCGCUGCGCGACGGGCGCCUCUGCCUCAUGUUCCGCGUGGGUGACCUGCGCUCGUCGCACAUAGUCGAGGCUUCCAUCCGCGCCAAGCUCAUACGCUCGCGCCAGACGCUCGAGGGCGAGUUCAUCCCGCUGCACCAGACCGACCUCAGCGUGGGCUUUGACACGGGCGACGACCGCCUCUUCCUCGUCUCACCGCUCGUCAUCAGCCACGAGAUCGACGCCGCCAGCCCCUUCUGGGAGGCGUCGCGCCGCGCCCUCGAGAGGGACGACUUCGAGAUCGUCGUCAUCCUCGAGGGCAUGGUGGAAGCCACGGGAAUGACAUGCCAAGCUCGGAGCUCCUACCUGGUGGAUGAGGUGCUGUGGGGUCACCGCUUCACGUCAGUGCUGACCCUGGAGGAUGGCUUCUACGAGGUGGACUAUGCCAGCUUCCACGAGACCUUUGAGGUGCCCACACCCUCAUGCAGCGCCCGGGAGCUGGCCGAGGCCGCAGCCCGCCUUGACGCCCAUCUCUACUGGUCCAUCCCCAGCCGGCUGGAUGAGAAGGUGGAGGAGGAGGGGCUGGGGGAGGGGGCGGGCGAAGAGGCUGGGGCUGACAAAGAGCAGAACGGCUGCCUGCCGCCCCCGGAGAGUGAGUCCAAGGUGUGA
This is a messenger RNA of Lagenorhynchus albirostris (white-beaked dolphin), 1197 nucleotides long. RefSeq names its product potassium inwardly rectifying channel subfamily J member 9 (gene KCNJ9). NCBI's taxonomy places the organism in Eukaryota, Metazoa, Chordata, Mammalia, Artiodactyla, Delphinidae. Gene Ontology annotation, molecular function: G-protein activated inward rectifier potassium channel activity. The record is from RefSeq and is a predicted model, not a curated record. The transcript is spliced from 2 exons. Gene Ontology annotation, cellular component: plasma membrane. Gene Ontology annotation, biological process: potassium ion import across plasma membrane; regulation of monoatomic ion transmembrane transport. Bases 16 to 1197 code for a protein of 393 amino acids.